AUGACUCUGCGGGGUACAGGAUCAGAGUUCUUUGACAGGAAAAGAACUGCAGGGAACAUGGAUUAUGAACAGAUCAGAGAAAGGAACGAAGACAUUCUACUCUCUCAACCCAUCAGACUCCAGAGGAAGGACCCUGUGCAAUUCUGGGCACUACAGUGCAACAAGGACAUCGCUAAGCUGGACACCGUCCAGAGCAGGGCAGCCAGCCAGGAGAAGGACCCCAAUCCAUCACAGCCCUGGGGGAGCCCAGCCUUGGAGGCAGGAGAGGUGACUGGGAGUUACCCCUACCUCCAGGGAUGGACCCCACCUGCAACCCCUUCACCAACAGCUCUCAGCCAUGCCCUCCUGUCAUGCCUGACAGGUUUCCAGAACAAGCAGACCUUAGGGGCCAAAGGGCACCUGCAGGCAGAAAGAGUUUUGGUACGACUCUCAAUCACAGUGGUUGUUUUUGGCGGUGGGACCCAACUGACCGUCAUCGGUCAACCCGCAGUAGCCCCCACCGUUAAUGCCUUUGCUCCAUCCCAAGAAGAGCUAGCCACCAAGAAGGCCACCCUCGUGUGUCUGCUGAGUGGCUUCUACCCAAGAACAGUGGAGGUGGCAUGGACCAAGGAUGGCUCCCCCGUGUCCCAGGGUGUGGAGACCUCCCAGCCGUCCCGCCAGAGUGACAGCAAGUACUCAGCCAGCAGUUACCUCUCACUCUCUGCUGACCAGUGGCUGUCAGCCGACACCUUCACCUGCAAGGUUACCCACGAUGGCAAGGUCAUCCAGAAGGAGCUCUCCCCGGAGCCGUGUUGGGUGUUCGGCAGACAGACCAAGGUGACCGUCCUUGUGGCUGUCAGCCACACCUUCACCUGCAAGGUCACGCAGGAUGGCAAGGUCAUCCAGAAGGAGAUCUCCUCAAGCCAGAGCACCUAG
Messenger RNA from Phascolarctos cinereus (koala), 915 nucleotides. The record is from RefSeq and is a predicted model, not a curated record. Lineage: Eukaryota; Metazoa; Chordata; Mammalia; Diprotodontia; Phascolarctidae.